Molecule: messenger RNA, 2319 nt
Organism: Cucumis melo (muskmelon)
Lineage: Eukaryota; Viridiplantae; Streptophyta; Magnoliopsida; Cucurbitales; Cucurbitaceae
Product: increased DNA methylation 1-like
Exons: 2
Coding region: 124-2166 (680 amino acids)
Biological process (GO): negative regulation of DNA-templated transcription
Molecular function (GO): transcription corepressor activity; acyltransferase activity, transferring groups other than amino-acyl groups
Source: RefSeq, a predicted model, not a curated record
AUUUCGCUCGUCCUGAUAACGUUAAACCUUCCUUCUUGGCUAUUAACUCAACAACCCUUCUUUCCUUUCAGCUAAUGUGCUAUUCCGAGACCAUUCCAUGAGAAGUUCUCGUAUCAUCAAAAUAUGGAUAUCAGCGAUGAAGACGAUGAUGAUUAUCCACCUACCAUUACUAAGCCUAGAAAAGCACGGGAGUUCAUUGUGAAGGAUGCGCCUCAGGCUGUAGUGGAAUGGUACAUGAUUUCUCUUGACAAGAAAGCUGCAGUCAAGAAAUCAGAAGUCAAAGAGCAUGCAUUAGGGCAUUUAUUGGCUAUGGGGUGGGAAUUUUUUUAUAUUCAGAAGAAAACCAGGGAGGAGUUGAGAUACAAAGCUCCCAACGGUAGGGUUUAUAUUUCACUAAGAAUGGCAUGCAAAGCCUAUAUGGAAGAACAAGGUGUUGUAGUUUCCGAUCAGAUGACUCAAAUGAACGAUUCACAACCAGAAAAAGAAACUCCGUCUGAGCAAGAUUUGGGGAACGAGAAACCGCAGCCAAGAAAGGCGGCCAAAGGCACUUCACCGCGGAACCCACCAACGACGGAUUUGUCAGUGCAUUACAAUGUAGCAUCGAAGCCGGAAAAACAAACUCGGCCGUUCUCAUUUGAAGAACUUAAAUCACCAGUACUACCGGAAAAACAAACUCCGCCAGAAAAAGGAACUCCGACGUCCUCAUUUGAAAACCCUAAAGACGAAUAUGAACUCGUUAAAUCACCAGUACUACAGUCUGAGCAAGAUCUAAGGAACAAGAAACCGCAGCCGCGGAAGGCGGCGAAGGGCACUUCACGGCGGAAUCAACGAACGGCUCUGUCAUAUCUAAUGGAUCAUGAGUUAAUUUCGCCUGGAGAUAGAGUGCAUUGCAAUGUGACGAGGGACGGUCGAUUAGUGACUUGGCGAGGAUCGAUUACAAAUGAAGGCUUUAUUAAAUGCGACUGUUGCUCUAAUCUGUUCCCCAUCAGUAAAUUUGAGGCUCAUACAGGCAGUACAAAGCAUAGGCCGGCGGCCAAUAUCUUUUUGGAAGAUGGGCGAUCCUUACUUGACUGUCAAAAGCAAUUGGUUCAAAAUACUGAUCAAACUCAGAAGGAGACAAAAGCCACUAAGAAAAAGGUAAACCAUAAUGACAAUGCCGAUUCUGACACUCACUGCCCGGACAAAAACGACUGCAUCUGUUCCCUUUGUCAUUUUGGGGGUGAAUUGAUUUUAUGCGAUCUCUGUCCAGCUGCUUUUCAUGGAAGUUGCCUUGGUAUUAAAGGCAUCCCAUCUGGGAAUUGGUACUGCCCUUCAUGCUGCUGUAAAAUUUGUGGUCAAGUUUCAUAUGAUUUUGAUGAUCAGGUUUCUUCUUUUGAUACAUCUUUUGUUAAAUGUGUACAAUGUGAGCAAAACGUUCAUAUUGGUUGUGUAAAAAGCAUUCAAGUUCUUGAAGGUUCAAAUCAAAUAACCAUCGAUAGAGAAAACUGGUUUUGCACAAGAAGAUGUGAAGAUAUCCACAUGGGUUUACAGAACCUCUUAUGGAAACAAAUCCCAGUUGGGGAUGCUCGAGAAAACCUCACAUGGACGUUAAUGAAAUACUGUCCAUAUAAGGUGAGUGAACAUAACAGGAAGAAGCUGAACGAAGCUCUUGGUGUAAUGCACAAGAGUUUUCGUCCUGUGAAAGACCCCAUCACCAAAAACGACUUGAUUGAAGAUGUUUUCUUAAGCAAGAGAUCAGAAUCCAAACGCUUGAACUUUGAAGGGUUUUACACAGUGGUUUUAGAGAGGAAAAACACGGUAGUCUCAGUAGCAACAGUGAGAGUAUAUGGAGAUGAAGUGGCUGAAAUUCCUUUAGUUGCUACACGUUUGAAAUACCGCAGACAUGGGAUGUGCCGUAGAUUGAUGGACGAGCUGCAGCAUCAGCUUGUUGAAAUGGGAGUGAAGAGGCUGACAUUACCUGCUGUUCCUGAAGCCCUCAAGACAUGGACAAAAGGAUUUGGGUUCACCCAAAUGACAGAUUCUGAUAGAUUAGAGCUCAUUAAGUACACAUUCUUGGGAUUUCAGCAUACGGUGAGGUGCCAAAAGGAUUUAUUAGAGAAGAUAAGUGUCUCAAAUCAUAAAAAAUGGUGGGCAAAUAAGAAGCUGAAGCAUACUUGGUGUGUUUAGAUAAUUGGAACUCAAUUUCAGAGGCCUUUAGAUUUUAUUCAACUAAUUAGUGAUUUUUUUGGGAGUUGAAUGUGAUAUUCAAUAUUGUUUCUUUUUCUCUGUAUAGAUGAUCUUCCCAUGCUUUUUUUAAAUGCAUGCUUGGGAAGCUGUAUA